Adineta steineri is the source of this 228-nucleotide messenger RNA. Lineage: Eukaryota; Metazoa; Rotifera; Eurotatoria; Adinetida; Adinetidae. The record is from the annotation of a GenBank genome assembly.
AUGUUUGGCUAUGGAUACGGUGGUGGUUACAUACAACAAGGAUACGAGCAGGAACGUAUGGGUUUUGGUCCACAAGGAUACGGAGUCUAUGAACAAGGGAUGGAGGUGAACCGAAAUCUUUAUAAUGGAGCAGCGACUGUCGUACAUGAAAACGAAUUCAUACCAAUGGGCGGCAUGGGAUAUGGAGGAUUCGGAUAUGGAAGUCCUUAUGGGUAUCCAUUCUACUAA